GGCUGCAGCUCUCAAUGGAAGUUGCUGUAAGUGCGCUGGACCUGGCUGUGCACUAGUCUACAUUUCACUCACUUCAGUUCGCUGUGAGGCUACACAACCAACAGCCGCUUGUUGCUUUAGCUGCUCAAAAGUACGCCGGAGCACCUGGGAUACCUUGCGAUAUCUAUCUAGUGAUUCGCUUUUAGAUUCCUAUUCGCUGCGUCGUUUCAUCAGGCACUGCCGGUGAAUUUAAGAGAGGUCAUAUUAGUACGCAUACAGUCUGUGGGUGUCUUUGACUUGCUGUACGUGGCUGCAUGCAACCGUCUGGAUUCUCAUCGAUAGUUAGAGCACAUCAGUCGAUGGACAGUUUGGUUGGUUAUGGUUUGCAACAUGUUGCAAUAACAGCAGAAGCAGCACUGCAUGCAACUGGAUCUGCAAAGUAAGAGCGGAUCUCGCGACUGUUAACGCACUUUGGGGACUAAUUGAGUGGGUGUACUUUUAAAGUGGGUAUUUAAAAAGGCUCACUGGAUCCUGUAAAGUGAAUCAAUGUGGUGUCAUCAGUGUAAUGCAUAAAUGUAAUUACCGCCAGACUCAGUAUAUUCAUAAACCCAUAAUGACGUGUGUGCAGUGAUCGCGCGCUUUCGCGGGCAUCACGCGCUGUAGCUGCAUUUAACUGUUAAUGAAAAGCACAUUAUUUGCCGAGCUCACCUGGAACUUUCGACUGGACGGAAUGCAUCGUUUUCUAACUGUCAGUUCUCGUUCAUAAGAGUUAAACUUGCGGAACGGAGCGCACGCGAUCGCGGAAUGGGCGCCAGUGGAUCUGAUAUCACAGAGAGACAAUUCAUAUGUUUGCCUAAAGCACACAGACCUGGCAGACACAACACGGCAGUGGAGGAGGACAGUGUUUACUCAGGAGGCGACGGUUCUCGUAAAGCCAAGGCGCGCACUUACUCAGCGGCACUUCUCGCAUGUGUGGACGAGAAUGCCAUCAUGUGUGAUUCUAAGAGCACUUCUUCCAAGAUUUUUACACGCUUCUCCGGGAGGAAUGUCAGCGGGAACGGAAAGAGAAAGUUUGCAUUGUACACUUGGAGUUGGUGGGCGUUUUUCUGCAUGCAUUUCCACGUGUUGAGAGCGGUCACACAAGGUGAUGUGGCCCCCUACUUCAAAACGGAACCGGGUCCUCCAGAGAUCCACCUAGAAGGGAACCGUCUGGUCAUGACCUGCCUAGCGGAGGGCAGCUGGCCUCUGGAGUUCAAAUGGAUGCUCAACAACACAGAUAUCACAGCCUUUUCCCCCGAGUACAAGUAUACCAUCUCCUCUCUCCAGCGCUCCAAUAUGGGUGUUUAUCAGUGUGUGGUGAGAAACAGGAUGGGCGCUCUGCUUCAGAGAAGAGCUGAGAUACAAGUGGCAUAUAUGGGCGACUUUAUCGACAAUGACCAAAGAAAGACAGUGACACAGGGACGGGCUGCCAUCCUAAACUCCCCAGCGGUCAGUUGCUUUCCGCGGCCACAGGUGACAUGGUUCAGGGACGGCUACAAGAUCAUUCCUAGCAACAGAGUAGCCAUAACAUUGGAGAACCAGCUAGUGGUGCUUGCCACAGCCGCGGCGGACGCUGGAAGAUACUAUGUCCAAGCUGUGAAUGAGAAGAAUGGAGAAAACAAGACAAGCCCAUCCAUUUACCUGAAUGUGGCAGAUUCAGAGGCCCCAGCGGACCCUGUGGCUCCAGUGAUUGUAAUCCCACCCCGAAACACUACAGUGGCGGCCGGAGUCAGUGAGGCUACACUGGAGUGUGUUGCUAAUGCACGUCCGGUUGAGAAGCUCAUUUUGAUGUGGCGGAGAAAUGGCGUGGAAGUGGCCAGUGGUGUGGGCUCCUUCGGCCGGCGCUUGACCAUCAUCAACCCAACAAGUGCCGAUGUGGGCAUGUACGUGUGCGAAGCCUCACUUUUGGACAGCAAUGUGAAGCCGGCGGAGGCCAGAGCCUUCCUCUUCAUCACAGAGGUGCCCUAUUUCACCGCUGAGCCCAGGAGAAAGAUGAUGGGAGAGGUGGAGAAAAGCAUGGAUAUCCAAUGCCAAGCUCGAGGGGUGCCAAUACCGAAGCUGGAGUGGUAUAAGGAUGCCGUGCCCCUCAGUAAACUCAACAACCCUCGCUACAAGGUCAUCUCCAGCAUGGGGCUUCAGGUCAGGAAGCUACAGCCCGGCGAUGCCGGAAUCUUCCAGUGCUUCGCCAGGAACUCGGCCGGAGAGGCUCAGGUCCACACAUUCCUGGACAUCACAAGUAUGGCUCCGGCCUUCACAGCGGCACCGGUCGACAUCACUGUCACAGACGGAGCGGUGGCCUCGUUCACCUGUCAGGUGUCCGGGGCCCCUAAAACUGCCAUUAUCUGGAAGAAAGAUACUCAGAUCCUCGCCAGCGGUUCUGUGCAGAUUCCGCGUUUCACCCUGCUGGAGUCCGGCGGUCUGCAGAUUCAACCGGUGGUGCUGCAGGACACGGGGAUGUACACCUGCUACGCCGCUAACUCAGAGGGAGUGAUCAAUGCCAACGCCUCCCUCACCGUAUGGAGUCGCACGUCCAUAUCCAGGCCUCCCAUGGACAGACGUGUCAUUAAGGGGACCAUGGCCAUUCUGGAGUGCGGUGCCACCCACGACCCGCGUGUGGCAGUGAGGUACGUGUGGAAAAAGGAUGAGGAGUUAGUGAGCCAGACCAGAGGGGGGCGUAUCAGCCUGCAGGAGGGCUCCUUGCAUAUCAGUCAAACCUGGUCCGGGGACAUUGGGGACUAUACCUGUGACGUCAUCUCUCAGGCCGGCAACGACUCCAAGGCAGCCCGUCUGGAGGUCAUAGAGCUGCCACACUCACCUCGAAACCUACAGGCCAGCCUGAACGCCAACAACAGCCGCAGCGUGGAUCUGUCCUGGAUGAGACCCUUCGAUGGAAACAGCCCCCUAUUGCAUUAUGUGGUGGAGCUUUCAGAGAACAAUUCUCCCUGGAGAGUGUAUUUGCCUGAUGUGGACCCCACCCUGACCGGAGCCAUGGUGAAGGGCCUCACUCCGGCCCGCUCGUACCAGUUCAGGGUUUGCGCGGUCAAUCAGGUGGGCAAGGGACAAUACAGCACCGAAACCAACAGAUUGAUGCUGAGAGAGGAACCGCCCAGUGCUCCACCCAAGAACAUCGUAGCCAGCGGCAGAACUAACCAGUCCAUUAUGGUGCAGUGGCAGCCCCCUCCAGAGCCUCAGCUCAAUGGAGUCUUGAGAGGCUACGUCCUCAGGUACCGGCUCGCCGGGCUCCCUGGAGAGUACCAGCAGAAGAACAUCACCAGCCCUGAGAUCAACUACUGCCUGAUCACAGAGCUCAUCAUCUGGACCCAGUAUGAGAUUCAGGUGGCCGCGUAUACCGGGGCAGGCCUGGGCGUCUUCAGUCAGCCUGUCACUGAGUACACGCUGCAGGGAGUUCCUACAGCGCCCCCUCAGGGUGUGGAGGUCAAGGCAGUGAACUCAACCAUAAUUGAAUUUACCUGGAAUCCACCGCCUCAACAGUUCAUCAAUGGCAUUAAUCAAGGUUACAAGUUGAUGGCGUGGCCUGAACGAUCUCCAGAGGAUGUUAUCAUCGUGACCAUCACCCCUGAUUAUCAUGGGACACGACACCUCGGUUACAUCAGUGGUCUAAAAAAGUUCACCUGGUACUUGACCUCAGUGCUGUGUUUCACCACACCAGGGAAUGGACCCCGCAGUGUCCCCAAACUGGUGCAGACUCAUGAGGACAUUCCAGGCCCUGUUGGUCGCUUGAGCUUUACAGAGAUUUUGGACACGUCUCUGAGAGUUAGCUGGGAGGAACCAGUGGACAAGAACGGCAUCAUUUCUGGUUACUUGGUGUCCUGGGAAGCUCAGGGGAAGAACCAAUCGCGAGUGGCGCGUACAUUGGCCAACACCACAUUAGACUACAAGGUCACCGGCCUGACGUCCCUCACUACGUACACGCUAGAAGUGGCAGCUAUGACGGAGGCGGGCGUAGGAACUGUAACUUCCUCCACCAUUUCAUCCGGAGUGCCACCAGAACUUCCCGGGCCUCCAUCAAAUUUGGUUAUUUCCAAGAUCAGUUCACGAUCUGCUACGCUGAAGUUCCGUGCAGGGGAUGAUGGGAAGACAACCAUCUCCAAGUGGAUCGUUGAGGGGCAGGUGGGCAGUAUCGGUGAAGAGGAAGAGUGGAAGGUUUUGUACGUGAAAGAGAAUGACCCUGAAGCUCAGCUGCUGGAGGUGCCCAAUCUCACACCGUUCACACACUACAGGUUCCGAAUGUGUCAGGUGAAUAUCGUGGGCCCGAGUCCGGUGAGCAUGCCGUCCCGUGUAAUUCAAACCCUGCAGGCUCCUCCAGACAUGGCGCCUAGCAGCGUGACCGUGCGCACGGCCAGUGAGACCAGCCUCUGGCUACGCUGGGUGCCACUGCCGGAGACCGAGUACAAUGGAAACCCAGAGAGCGUGGGCUACAGGGUCAGAGUGUUGCGAGCGGACCAGCGGGAUGAAGCCAGCACACGACUGGUGAACGACAGGCUGGAGAGGGAGAUCACCCUGGAGGGUCUGGAGGAGUGGACCGAAUACCAGUUGCAGAUCCAGGCUUUUAAUUCCAUAGGCCCCGGACCCUGGAGUGAGCCCGUGAAGGGACGCACACGCGAGUCAGUGCCAUCGGGGGCUCCGGAAAAUGUGACGGUGGAGGCCAUGAGCUCCAGUCGCAUCCUGGUUACCUGGGGCCCAGUUCCUGAGCACGAGCAGAACGGCAACAUCCUCGGAUACAAGGUUAUGUACAAAGAGAAAGACUCCGGUUCGGAGGCACAGGUCAGCGUGGUUAAAGGCAAUCUGACGCAGUCUGUCUUACUGAGGAACCUGCGUAAAUACGUCCAAUACGAAAUCCAAGUUUUGGCUUUCACACGAAUCGGAGAUGGGCAGCUCAGCAGGCCACCGGUCCUGGAGAGGACCAAGGAUGAUGUUCCCGGACCACCUAUGAGACUUGUGUUCCCGGAGGUGCGUCUGACAGAAGUGAGGGUGGUCUGGCAGCCCCCUGUGGACCCCAAUGGCAUAAUUAUGGGAUACCAGGUAGCUUACCGUCUGGAUUCUGGGGAUCCCAACCAGUUCAUCACAGUAGAGGUGGGCCCUGAUACCCGACAGUUCACCGCCUCCAACCUGACCCCGGAGUCGGCCUACAUCUUUCGCAUCUCUGCCAAGACGGAGCAGGGCUGGGGAACACCUGCACAGGCUGUGGUUAUAACUACUGAGAUCAGAGAGCGACCGCAGCCUCCACGGCAGCUGCGGGUGCCCCAGGAACACGUGCAGUCGCGCAAACUACAGCUCAACUGGGUGCCCGGAGGGGACGGCUCCUCUCCCGUCCGUUACUUCACCCUGCAGACGCGGGAGCUACCCAACGGAGACUGGCUCACCCAUUCCUCCACUAUAAGCCACAAUUACACCUCCUGGGAAGUGGACAGGCUGAAACCCUUCACUUCAUACAAGCUCAGAAUGAUGGCGACUAAUGACAUCGGAGACAGCAAGUACAGCCAAGAGACGGAUGCAAUUACCACUUUACAAGAUGUUCCUGAUGAAGCGCCCACAAUUCAAGCCGUGAAACCCUCCACGACAACAUCUGUGCUGGUGCAGUGGCAGUCGCCCAAGGAGGAGAGUGUGAACGGGGUUCUGGUGGGCUAUCGGCUCUACUACCGCGAGCUGCAGUAUGACAGCGCACCGCAGGAAUCAAAGAGGGCCGUCAACAGCUCCUUGCUGCGCACCGAACUGACAGCCAAAAGCACUGUGAAGACUGUCAGCAAUCCUUCAUUAACCGAAUUUGAGCUAACGCAGCUGCAGAAAUACAGGCGCUAUGAAAUUGUGAUGACUGCCUACAACGUCAUUGGCGAAAGCCCUCCAAGUGCUCCGGUAGAGGUGUUUGUUGGAGAAGCAGCCCCCUCCGUGGCCCCUCAGAACAUCCAGAUCAACACUUUGUCAUCCACACAGCUGGAGUUGCAGUGGGAGCCGCCCCCUGCCGAGACCCAAAAUGGCAUUAUUCAGGGAUAUAAGAUUCUUUACUGGGAGAUGGAUAAUCAGAAUGAAACAGAGAGAGUUAAGAUUCUCUUUCGACCUGAAACCAACAUGAGACUGAAGAAUCUGACCAGCUUCACAUACUAUAUGGUCAAGUUGUCUGCCUUCAAUGCUGCUGGAGACGGUCCUUUCAGUGAGCCCAGGAGGGGGCGCACUCUUCAGGCAGCCCCCAGCACUCCCAGCUUCAUCAGUUUCUCCGAGGUGACCAGCAGCACUCUGAACGUGUCCUGGGGUUUCCCGCUGUCCCCCAACGGUGUGGUGGAAGGCUACAGGGUGGUAUAUGAGCCCACUGCCCCUAUUCAAGGUGUGACUAAAGUGGUGACAGUGGAUAUCCGUGGCAGCUGGCAACGCUGGCUGAAGGUGCGUGACCUGACCAAUGGCGUGACCUAUUGCUUCCGCGUGCAGGCCAAAACUAUUGCCUUCGGGCCUGAGGCAGAGGCCAGCAUCACAGCGGGUCCUGUCAGAGGGUCUCCUGGAUCUCCUGUAGAAAUGUCAAUCUCAAAGACAGGAUCCAUGCUCAACAUCCAUUGGACACCAGGAGAUACAGGAGCAGGACAUGUGACCGGUUAUGUGAUUGAAGCACGCCCAUCAGAUGAAGGGAUGUGGGAUACAUUUGUGCGGCACUUGCCUCCCACCAGCACCUCUCACUCAGUGAGUCUAGACCGCCUGCGGCAGGGUAUCAGCUACCAGUUCAGAGUGCUGGCUGUCAACGAGUUCGGCUACGGCGAGCCGAGUGCUCCCUCUGCUGCCAUGUCAGCUCAACUAGACACCCCGUUUUAUGAGGAGUGGUGGUUUCUCGUCGUGUUGGCGUUGUGUUGUCUGAUUCUGCUGUUGCUGGUGGUUUUUGGUCUCGUCUUGCACGGACAGAACAGAAAGUACAAGAGCUGUGGAACAGGUAAAGCUGUGUCCACGGUGGAGGAGACGGUCACGCUGGAUAAUGGAGGCUUCACAGCUCUAGAGCUCAACAGGAGGCCCGUUCAUGUCAAGAGUGUCUUCUUGAGGAAGAAUGGCACCAGCAGGUCCCCUCCCCGACCCAAUCCAGCCGGACUGCGGUAUUCAGACGAAGACAUCUGUAGCAACUACAAUGGCGUGGUCUCCACAGAGAGCACCGCGCUGACAGAGAGGCCUGCAGAGAUGUCCGAGUCUGAGGCCACAGACAGCGAGUGCGAAGAGGAGCCGAUCAAACACUCGUUCGUGAAUCACUACAUGAGCGACCCGUCAUAUUUCAACUCGUGGAAGCGGCAGCAGGAGGGGCUGAAGCAGACGCUGGCCUGUUCUUAUGAUGAAUGUGCCAGCGGGGACACAGAGUCCUACUAUCAGACAGUGGUCACGCAGCACAGCGUUGGCGGGGUCUACACCCCCGCCGGCCAGCCCGCACCAGGCUCACGGACUCCCAUCACAGGGUUCUCCUCAUUCGUGUGACAUACAAGAGGACCCAGACACCUCUUUGCGGCUCAGACAACAUAGUUGCAGAGGAAAUUCUCUGGUUUCGCACAGUACUAUCACCACGAGCACUACAAGAGACAUCACAUGUGACCGCUGGAUCCUGAAUGUACUCGAUAAGAGAAGGAGAGAAAAAAUGAUUUUUAUACGUCAAUAUCAAUACCGAAGACUAAUCAGAGUUACUGUUAAUGUACAUGUCCCUCCUGUUUGCAGCCUUGGUUGUGAAAGAUGCAUAAAUGUCUGUGGUUUUAAUAAGCAGGACGAAACAGAAAACGAGACAUUCCCACUCUAAAGAGCAGCAUAUAUUCACACUGAACAUCCCUGCCCUUACCACACUGAAAAGAACAUAAGGAAAAAGCUAAAUGAAAAACACGCUGUAAUUACUGUAUACUCUUGUCUGAAUAAUCUCAUCUCACCGUCAUUGUCGCUAUAUACUGUAUACAUGUUGCACUCGAGAUCGUAAAGGUCAUGAAAUGUAAAUCUUCUCUAAUUGAUUUGAUUCGCAUUCACGCGGCCUGGAUAAUGAAGCACGGUUGUUUUCAGUAUAUUCUCUAUAGACUCACCAGCAAGAAAACCUACGGAGGCUGUCAGAAGAAGCCAGACAGCUCGGUGAAAUCAGACGGUGAGACAGUGCCAGAUGUGUUGUGAUUUGUGCCAUUGCUCACUCUCACACAUAUCAACAAUCAAGUUCAUUGUUUGUUUGGGUUUUUUUUUUUUUUUUGUUCUCUUACUCUUCUUGUUUUGUUCCUGUCUGUUUGGCCUCACUUGGGAACUGCAAACACUCACUUGAAAUUAUUUAAUGAACGCUCGUAUGAAUUGUAUGUGAGGAGAUCAGUAUGUGGUUGCUUUGAACAUAUGUUCUGCACUUUUGAGCCAUAAAAAUGUCAGUUUCCUUCUUUGAUCGAAUAUUUGCUUUUUUACAGGCUUGUAAAAAGUGUAAUUUUACAGUGCGAUUUUAGAAUUAAUUUGUAUGAAUUUUGUUCACCGUAGUGUUCUUCAGAAGUGACGUACAGUAGUUCUGUUGUACUUUCACAAGAAGUAUGAAUUUUUGCAGUUCUUGAAAAUGCCAACACAACAAGUAUAGUAAUCAAACAAGAGUGUACUGUUGUGGAAAUGUUUGUUUCAAUUCCACCAACUGUUUUAGCACAAGUGUAUGUCAUGGACGUUCAUGAAGUAAAGAUUUUUUUAUGAUAAAUUAAAUGUUUGUUGUUCACUUA
Messenger RNA from Cyprinus carpio (common carp), 8714 nucleotides. Its product is annotated as protein sidekick-1-like. The record is from RefSeq and is a predicted model, not a curated record. Gene Ontology annotation, biological process: cell-cell adhesion. Gene Ontology annotation, molecular function: protein binding. Lineage: Eukaryota; Metazoa; Chordata; Actinopteri; Cypriniformes; Cyprinidae.